AUGGCAACGCUGGACAGAGACUUAUCAGCCCUUGCAAUGCCAAUCAGCGAACUUUUCGGCAAACAAAUGCGGCACCAUGCUAACGUGGUGAAGCGGUCAACAAGAGAAAUGGGGGACGUUUUGACAAAGAAAGUCAUGACGGCAAAUGACCGAAGAAGACUUAAGCGACAGUACUACCCUACCUAUCCUGGUUACUACAAUCCAGUGUACUCCGGCUCCUACUACUAUCCUGCUUAUCCUGGUUUCUACAACCCGGUUGGAUCGGGAUCUUUAUGGGCUGCUGGUGGUGGACUCGUUGGAAAUACAUUGUCAUUCCUUCUUGGAAAAUGA
Molecule: messenger RNA, 330 nt
Organism: Cylicocyclus nassatus
Lineage: Eukaryota; Metazoa; Nematoda; Chromadorea; Rhabditida; Strongylidae
Source: the annotation of a GenBank genome assembly